AUGACGGGUGCAGAGGCGGUCCCUGCACUGUCUUUGCCACGUGUUGAGAGUGCUGUGAAGAGUGCUUCAAACAGUUUCGGCCGGUAUGGUGGCGUUGUGCUUCAAGCAGCGGCUGCCUCGAACCAGUCGCUGCUUUUUGCAGCUGCUGCUGGUGGACUGGAAAAUGGGGCCGAAAGGAUUUCACUGAGAGACUCUUUCGAAGUGGCUUCCGUGACCAAGAUAGUCACCGCCACAGCUGUCCUGCAGCUGGCAGACGAGGGGCUAUUGCACUUGGACCAGGACUUGGACGAGGUCGCUGAAGGCCGGGUGUCCGUCAUGAUUCAGGAGAAGGUUCCAAAGUGGCCAUUGAGCAGACUCCGCGGCGUCACCAUAACGCAGCUGCUUCAGCACACCAGCGGUCUUCCAAACUAUUGGAAAGGUGCUUUCGUCAAGACGUUUGAAGCCGACCCCGACAAAGCGUGGUCUACCUGGGAGCUCUUGGGCUACGCAGCGGACAUGAAGGAGUCUUGCCCUUUGAGCAACAGAGGGUUGCCCGGUUCGUUUGCUUAUGCCGACACGAACUACUUGCUGCUGGGGGUUGUGCUGGAGACACUCACAAACAGCAAGCUGCCAGAGAUAUUUCGAGCUCGGGUGUUCGAUCCAGCAGGAAUGUCCAGAACAGGCACGUACUGCAGCUUUUUGGAGCAUAGCCCGCAAGAUGCACCUCCAAUGGCAAAGCGCUAUGUAGGACACACGCAGAUUACAGGAAAAAUGCAGCAUUCAGCUGACUCUUUUGCCGCUGGUGGGAUCGUCUCUACGACCAGUGAUCUUCAAAAGUUGAUGGCAACACUUGCGCGUGGUGAUCUCUUCCCCAUCGGCGGCAAGGCUACGCUUGAAAGAAUGAUGUCAUGGAUUCCCGCAAAGCGCGGAGCUGGUUUCUACUAUGGCCUUGGGCUGAUGCGUGUUGAUCUGGAUGCUCAAAAAGGUAUCUUUAAGCGCUGGUUCUCAAAAGGAAAGCCGUGCGGCUUCAUUUGGGGGCAUGAAGGCUUCGGGGGAGCUUUCUGUUGGUGCUGGGUUCCGGGCGACAACAGGCCGCACGUGAUCAUAUCUGGUUCUACCAACAACGAGGGCAGGAGCUAUGGAGUGCUGAUUGAACAGCUUGUGGAUGAUUUAGAGCCGCACCUGGUCACCUUGAAUUUUGAAGGGCGGCUGGAGAGUCCUGUCGUCAGUACCUAA
This is a messenger RNA of Symbiodinium sp. CCMP2456, 1215 nucleotides long. Lineage: Eukaryota; Dinophyceae; Suessiales; Symbiodiniaceae. The record is from the annotation of a GenBank genome assembly.